GAUUUACCCGAUUAUCCCAAUGCAUGGCGUCUUCUUGGUCAUCUUUUUGCACCACUACUGCAAAAGCAGUUGAUGUCGCUACAGGAACUGUUUGAUGUGAUGUCAGCUACCAGUGAAUACAUGUCGAUGCUUCCUGUUCAACCCGCUGCAGUUGCAGGAACUCUUGAGUUACUUGAUGGAUCGCUUAUUUUGAAAUUGAUGGUUGAAGAGGGUAUUGAUUUCCAGUCUUUGUGGCCAGCAGACAAGGCCAGCGAGACUGCCACAAAAAAGUUUUUACAGAUGCGUAAACUGCCAGCACUUGCAUUAUUGGCAGAUGUAGUAUCGAGUAUCCGCAAAGAACUGGUUGUUUUAGAUUCAGAUGCGCAUUACCGAUGGUUCAAUCCAGAAACGGAUUCAGCAAUACUCGAUUCGCCCAAGUUUUUAAAGGCAUUGACUACAGCGAUUGUCAAGUGUGUGGCAUCUCGAACAUUUGAAUCGAGCGACAACAAAGUAGAAGUUCCAUCACCCGAACUCUAUGCUGCAGAAAAGGAAUUGAUGACACAGUUUGUCAAGAUGAUGAUGCCAUACCUGGUAUCGAACGAAUCCAAAAUCGAGGUACUUAAAGCGAGCCAGACAUUCUGCACAUCCAAGAAAUUUCCCAAUACUUAUUUCCACGACUUGAUGCGCAUGUAUCAUGAGCUUGAUCUAAUUGAAACCUCUGUGUUUUCCAAUUACCUUGAGUCGAUUCCAUUGUCUUCAAAGAUAGCUCAUGGUAUUGUCCAGACAUGGGUGACUCAACUGGAAUCUGACCAGUAGCAAGAUCAACCACUUCACAACUCCCCUGUUUUUCUAUUAGACGCCCGCUCCGAGUUGUUGCUAUACACCAAUAAUGUCAAUGAAGUUUUAUUUUUAUCCUUG
This is a messenger RNA of Batrachochytrium dendrobatidis JAM81, 897 nucleotides long. RefSeq lists its product as uncharacterized. The coding region runs from base 73 to 795 and encodes 240 amino acids. The record is from RefSeq and is a predicted model, not a curated record. The transcript has 2 exons. NCBI's taxonomy places the organism in Eukaryota, Fungi, Chytridiomycota, Chytridiomycetes, Rhizophydiales.